Molecule: messenger RNA, 918 nt
Organism: Cynocephalus volans (Philippine flying lemur)
Lineage: Eukaryota; Metazoa; Chordata; Mammalia; Dermoptera; Cynocephalidae
Product: UDP-glucuronosyltransferase 1-6-like
Exons: 1
Coding region: 1-918 (305 amino acids)
Molecular function (GO): UDP-glycosyltransferase activity
Source: RefSeq, a predicted model, not a curated record
AUGGCCUGCCUUCUUGGUGCAUUGCAGAGAAUUUCUGCAGGGGUUUUCUUAGCCCUUUGGGGCAUGGUUGUAGGUGACAAGCUGCUGGUGGUCCCUCAGGAUGGAAGCCACUGGCUUAGUAUGAAGGAUAUAGUUGAGCUCAUCAGUGACAGGGGUCAUGAAAUUGUGGUGCUGGUGCCAGAAGUCAAUUUGCUUUUGAAAGAAUCCAGAUACUACACAAGAAAAAUCUACCCAGUGCCAUAUGACCAAGAAGAGCUGAAGAACCGUUUCCACUCCUUUGGAAACAGUCACUUUGCUGAGAGAUCAUUUCUGACUGCUAGUCAGACCGAGUAUAGGAAUAUCAUGAUUGUUGGAGACAUGUAUUUCACCAACUGCCAGAGCCUCCUGAAGAACCAUGCCACCCUGAAUUUCCUCAAGGAGAACAAGUUCGAUGCUCUUUUCACAGACCCGGCCUUACCCUGUGGUGUGAUCCUGGCAGAGUACCUGGGCCUGCCCUCUGUGUACCUCUUCAGGGGCUUCCCGUGCUUGCUGGAGUACGCGUUCACCAGAAGCCCAAACCCCGUGUCCUAUGUUCCCAGGUGCUACACAAAGUUCUCAGACCACAUGACUUUUCCCCAACGUAUGGCCAACUUCCUAGUUAGUUUGUUGGAGAACUAUCUGUUUCAUUGUCUGUAUUCAAAGUAUGAAGACCUGGCCUUGGAUGUCCUCAAGAGAGGUGUGCACUUACCUACCUUAUAUCGGAAGGGCUCCGUGUGGCUGUUGAGAUAUGACUUUGUGUUCGAGUAUCCCAGGCCCAUCAUGCCCAACAUGGUCUUCAUCGGAGGGACCAACUGCAGGAAGAGCAGAGACCUGUCUCAGGUUGGUGGAAUUAUUUCUUUUGCAGUGCCCUGUUUCUUCAUAGGCAGACAUUGUUCUUAG